Messenger RNA from Branchiostoma floridae (Florida lancelet), 2372 nucleotides. RefSeq names its product cytosolic 5'-nucleotidase 1A-like. The transcript has 7 exons. Gene Ontology annotation, biological process: nucleotide metabolic process; adenosine metabolic process. Gene Ontology annotation, cellular component: cytoplasm; cytosol. Lineage: Eukaryota; Metazoa; Chordata; Leptocardii; Amphioxiformes; Branchiostomatidae. The coding region runs from base 152 to 1177 and encodes 341 amino acids. The record is from RefSeq and is a predicted model, not a curated record. Gene Ontology annotation, molecular function: magnesium ion binding; 5'-nucleotidase activity; nucleotide binding.
UUAAUGUGACGGAAACUUGUCAAAGCACGUAGGUUUGAGAUUUUGGUGCUGUUGACAACUGCGGGUCAACUGACGUUCACAGCGUGGGUACACUGAAAGAUAGAUCACAGCAAGGUGACAAAAAAUCACCGACCGACAACUGCAUUACGCCAUGGCAGCUUUGUUGUAUGACAUAGUACAACCGCCUAAGGACACAAGGAACACCCUGGUCAUCGCCCUGUCUGCACGAGCGUUGUUUGAUUUAGAGACCGAGGACAGAGUGUUCCAGGAGCACGGCCUGGAGGCGUACAUACAGUACAUGGUGGAGAGGGAAGAUGUCAUCCUGCCAAAGGGGCCAGCGUUCGAGUUUGUCAGGUCUGCUUUAGCUGUCAACGAUCAUAUCCGAGAGCUGGACCCGAAGGACAUAGAACUGUUUGACAUCGUGAUCGUGAGCCGUAACCACACACAGGCAGCGGUUAGACUUAUCAACUCUAUCAACCACUAUGGCCUGUGUUUGGAGCGGCUGUCCCUGACAGAAGGAACUGACCCUACCACGUACCUGGAGGCCUGGAAGGUGGACCUGUUCCUGUCACCAGAGGAGGGAGAUGUCAGGAGGGCCAUACAAGCAGGUUACCCUGCAGCAGUGGUGUACCAGUCGGAGACUGCAGACCUCCCCCAUGACCAGCUGAGGAUCGUGUUUGACGGGGACGCUGUGCUGUUCUCAGACGAGGCGGAGAGGGUGUAUCAGGAGGGAGGCUUCCCGCUAUUCUUCCAAAACGAGACAGUAAAGGUUUCAACACCACUGGAUGAGGGUCCCAUGACAAAGUUUGCCCUUAGGAUGUCAGCAAUGCAGCAGAAGUUUCACAAGAAAAGAGUACCAUGCCCCAUCCGCACCUACCUCCUAACGGCCAGGUCGGGCGCGAGUACGGGAAAACGUGCCAUCCUAACACUCCGCCACUGGUGCCUGCAAAUUGACGAGUGUAAUUUCAACGCGGGGGCGGGAAAGGGCGCCAUGUUGAGGGCGAUACGGCCGCAUCUGUACCUGGACGACUCGCAGAGGAACAUUGACGCGGCUCUGCAAGAAAACAUCUGUGCAGCGAGGGUUCUGUAUGGUGUACAGGACAAAGGGACUGAGAGAGAGCCCACACAGAAAGCACUGAGGAAGAAAGAAAGAAGUGAGAGCAAUGGAGAAAAAUGAAAUCUUAAGAUCUAGAAUAUUGUUAACUGUAAAAAAGAUUAAGCCUUCAAACUUAAAAGUUUGUCAGAUAUAUGACAUUUUUUGUGGAACUUGAAGGAAAGUCAACACAGAAAAACAUGGCAAAGAAAACUCAGAGCAGCAGAAAUAUGAAACCUCAAGAUAUAAACUAUUUUUGUUAUUCGUUAAGAAAACAAAAUCUUAAAGGUUUAUAGUUUACAUGAAUAUCUUUCCUAGACCUUAUGUCUUUUGUAGGGACAAACUAGGAGGAACUGUGUGUGGGGGAAAAGGUGUCAUGUCAAAUUUUAGUGUACCAAUAGGGGUGGUUUGGGCCACAGGGGUCAAACCAUUUAAUUAGCUGACCUCCGACCCCCACCAAUAGGAGAGCAGUCGCCGCCAGCCUUUCUAGAGAAGUCAUAGGUCAGCAAUCACAUAAUGUACACUAUGCUUAUCUAUGGUCAUUUUUUUUACAUAUCACAUUUGCAGUGUAAAAAUCACUCUGAAAUUAAGUAGCAGGUAUCAAUCAAAUGGUUUCUUUUAUCUCAAGUAUCUGAUAGAUGUUCAACUCAACUAUUUUUCACAGUGACGUGUAAAAUCUAUCUAACUGAUGACAAAUGCAAGAAAGUGUCUUUAUGGUAUUCUAAGUAUGCCAGGGAAUACUGAAAAUAUUAGUCUGAUAAAAAGGUGAAAAGUAAUUCAAUGCUCAGUCAAUGCUUUAUUUAUCAACAAUGCUUUAUUUAUAAAAGCAUAGGAUCGCAGUUUCUCAGAAAGUUAUCAAUACAAUAUGUCUUCUGUACAUACUAACCAGUGGGAAUAUGUAUCAAUGUACUUACUAUUGUAUUGGGAAGAAUACUGGAAUGAAGAUAUGCAAUGUAUUGGAGUACAGAAUUUCUAUCAAGUUUGUAAAACUGUUAGGGUAAAAACACCUCAGUUUCAAUUUCAUAAUUUCAAUCAAUUUUCUUUCAUCCUUAACAAUACACUUGUUUACAAUUAUGAUCAUACAACAUAUGAUCCUUCUGCACUGUACUCUUCAAACACUAUUAUACUUAUUACAAAAGGAUGUACUGUAUGUGUAGCUACUAAGUUACAAUGAGAAUAUCAAAUUCUCCAACAUUGUUCUGUGAUCAUUUGUCUAUAAACAUGUACAAAAUGUUAAGAAACUAGUAUUAUCAAACAAUGACAUCUACAUCUCCUGUUC